This is a messenger RNA of Exophiala aquamarina CBS 119918, 1122 nucleotides long. RefSeq lists its product as uncharacterized. The coding region runs from base 1 to 1122 and encodes 373 amino acids. NCBI's taxonomy places the organism in Eukaryota, Fungi, Ascomycota, Eurotiomycetes, Chaetothyriales, Herpotrichiellaceae. The record is from RefSeq and is a predicted model, not a curated record. The transcript is spliced from 2 exons. Gene Ontology annotation, molecular function: oxidoreductase activity, acting on single donors with incorporation of molecular oxygen, incorporation of two atoms of oxygen; ferric iron binding.
AUGUUGACCUUUUCUGUUCUCUUUAUUUGCGUAUUCCUUGCAAAUUGGGUAGUCCUCGCACACCCUGGCCACAACGUCGCUGAAGAAGCGGCUGAACGGAAGCAAUUCUUUAAGCGCAGUCCGAAAACAAUCCGUUCGUGCGCCAGCACACUGAAGGCUCGAGGCCAUGAAUCUGCAAGCACCGCCCGUCGUCAAGCGCUCGUCAAUCAUCUGCGUGUCAAGCGCGGCUUAGAAGGCACGCCGCUCAUCCACCGAAGAGACUUCACUUCGUACAAUUUCUCCCACGUCUCGGACAACUCGGACAUCUCUUUGAACUCGGACGAAACGGUUCUCUUCUCGGACAACUCCUCGUGCACUCUGCAGAGCGAAACCACGGAAGGACCCUACUACGUCAAAGGAGAAUUGAUUCGCGAAAAUCUAGUCGACGGUGAAGAAGGCGUUCCCUUGUUUCUCGACAUCCAAAUCCUCGACACUGCCACGUGUGAGCCUGUGCCUGCUCUGUAUACGGAGAUCUGGUCAUGCAACUCCACAGGCGUGUACAGCGGCGUGGUUGCAAAUGGGAAUGGCAACAGCAACGAUACGACGAACCUGAACAAUACUGCCUUGAGGGGGAUCCAACAGACGGAUCUCAACGGCGUUGUGCAGUUCAACACAAUAUUCCCCGGCCACUACACUGGUCGGGCCACCCAUAUACAUGUGCUUGCCCACAGUCUCAAUUCAACGACCGUCCGGUUGAACAGGACCCUCCUCGAUGCCAACGCUUCCUCUUCCGUCCACGUCUCCCACGUCGGCCAGCUCUUCUUCGAUCAAAGCCUCAUCUCCAAAGUCGAGACAGAAUCACCCUAUAGCACAAAUUCGCAAGACGUGACUUUGAACGCUGACGACGGGAUUCUGGCCGGCGAGGCAGAUGCCACGGAUCCGUUCGUGGAAUACGUGCUACUCGGCGAUAAUGUCUCGUCCGGCAUCGUAGCAUGGAUCAGCAUCGGCAUUGACACGACACAAGAUAGGCAAGUCAGUAAUGCUGCAGCCUAUUAUGAAGAUGGUGGUGUUGCCAACGGCGAAGGAGGGAUGGGCUUGGGCUCUGGAGGAGCCCCACCAGACAUGAAUGCUACUUUGUCCUGA